This is a messenger RNA of Plasmodium gonderi, 924 nucleotides long. RefSeq names its product GDP-fucose transporter. NCBI's taxonomy places the organism in Eukaryota, Apicomplexa, Aconoidasida, Haemosporida, Plasmodiidae. Gene Ontology annotation, molecular function: antiporter activity. The coding region runs from base 1 to 924 and encodes 307 amino acids. The record is from RefSeq and is a predicted model, not a curated record. Gene Ontology annotation, cellular component: Golgi apparatus. The transcript is spliced from 3 exons.
AUGAAGAACAACGUGACGGUCGUAUUAUCGAUAGGCAUGUAUUUGCUGUCCUCUAUAACGUCCGUUUUUGUAAACAAGCAUGUGUUGAUGGAAGGGGCUAUUGACACAGUUUUGUUAAUAUUCAUUCAGCAUUUAUCCUGCCUGAUACCUUUACAUAUAUUCAAAUGUUAUCUUACGAGGGAACAAAAGAAGGAUAACAUUAAGGGGGAAAUAUGUUCUUUAUAUGAAGGAAUUAAACAUAUGUGGAAAAUAAUUAUAUCGUUCAAUUUUACUUUAAUUUUUGGAAACAUAUGUUUGAAAUACACAAAUAUAUCAUCUUAUCAGCUAGCAAGAUCUAUGACAUUACCUUUUAAUUUCCUGUUCUCGUACUUUUUUUUCAAGCAAAUAAAAUUCACUUUUAUGAUGAUAUGGGCAUGUAUAUUGGUUUCGCUAGGAUUCUUUGUUUUUUCCGUGGAUGCAGUGAAUACCAACUUUAGAUCGGUUUUAUACGGAACAAUGGUCUCGAUCAUCCAAGCAAUCCACUUAAACUUACUGAAGCAAAAAUUGAUGAUUUAUAAAAACAAAACGAUUAUGUUGUAUUAUAAUUUGAUAUACUCGUCCACCAUCCUAUUUAUCUACCUGUUCAUAACAGGGGACAUAAUGGAAAUAUUCAACUUGAGUUGUCAUGUUUAUUUUUACCUGACUUUGUCAUGUAUUUCAUCCAUUUUCGUAACUUUUUCCUCCUUCCUAUGUAUUCACUACACGGACAAUGUUGUUUUUAAUAUGUUUGGAAAUGUUAAAUCAACUAUGCAGACAUUUAUAAGUAAAUUUUAUCAUGCGGAGGAACUGAAUGUAUAUACCACCAUAGGGAUACUGUUGACAACAUUCGGCUCUUUUAUAUACACCUAUUCAAGUGAGUACACGAGAAAGCAAAAAAUGAGUUGA